CCAUACCUUCAUAUACCGGGUUCUAUAAACGUUAUCUCUGGCUUUCCCUUAAAAAAAAUCGAAAUUAACAUGUGACCAAUUAAGUUUUAAUAAUUUCAUUGCCCUUACAACUUAUAAAUACAAUAUUGAAAUGUCCUUCGACUCACUAUCCGAGACGACGAUCGUUGGAAAAUCUGUGUAAAACUAACAUCUGUUCGUGGUUGAUAAAUACUUUAGUGGGAAUACAUCAAAUAUGGAUUUUACAAGCAUAUUUUUGCUCUGCCUAAUUUCUUGUGUUAUUGGUGCUAUUUUAAUGUUACUUGUCCAAUAUUAUGCGUUUGUUAAAUAUUUUGAGAUGCCUGAAGCUACCAAAGAACAGAAAUCAAUUAAUGAAAAGUAUUUAUUGCCUGAUGCCCUUAUGGCCAAUGUUCAUUCAGCCGAUCCAGAUAGCAAAAAGCCAGUCAUUGCAUUCAAUUUAGUGUUUCAAUUUCUGUUCCACGAAUUACGAAAUUCGAGUAGAGUGAGAAAAUGGUUUUAUCGUAAACUAACUGUUGAGUUAGAUGAAUUAAUUACGAAGACUACAACCGGAAAAUUUUUCGACAAAUUAACAAUCAGAGAUUUGGAUCUAGGCUCCCAAUUCCCCGAAAUAAAAAAUAUUCGAGUUCACAACGUGGAUCUUCACGAUACCGAAGGUCAUAUCGAAGGAUUAGACCUACUACUCGACUUGAAUUACAAUGGAAAUUUUAAGAUAUCCUUUGACGCUGAUAUGGUACUGGGCAAAAAGGGCUACCUAUCUGUUAAAGUGAAAUCAAUGUCAGGUUUGGCAAGACUGCAGUUCACUCGUCAACCGUACACGCAUUGGUCACUCUGCUUCCUGGGAGACCCAAAAGUGAAUCUAGAUAUUGAAACCCAAUUCCAAGGACGUCAAAUGCAAUCGAAUGUUACUAGUUUGAUAUCGAAUCAGAUUCGAAAGGCUAUACGACGCAAGCACGUUCUUCCCAACUACAAAUUACGUUAUAAACCAUUUUUCCACUUCGGAUUUGAGGAUGAACUCGACACGAGUGAUAUAAUCAUUGAUGGUAAUGUUGAAGUAAACAUUAGUGAAUUAUCGCGACUGAUUGUACCACCUACGAUAAACAGUGUAUACUGUACCUUAACACUGGCCUCAAUUCCCUGGGUACUAGCUAGACAACAUGACGAUCAGAAUGUCAUCGUUUCGUUAGACCUCAAAAUACAUAAAGCGAAAAACCAACAAAUUGGCAUAAUGUUUAAGCAAACGGAGCAUAAUGUCCAAGUGGAAGCCAUCAUCCCAAAUACACCAGCUACUAAAGCGAAAUUCUGUAAAGGGGAUGUACUGGUUUCAAUUGAAGGUAAAAAGGUGUCUCACAUCAAUCACAUUGCCAAAAUUGUGAAAAGUCUGAACCGAAAUGUUUUCACGCUAAGAAUUGAGAGGCUAGUCGCGGGUGUGAUUCGAAACGAUGCAGUUUCGGAGGACUUUGAAGUCUAUGAAGAUUUUAACGACUUUAAUAUCAGCUUUUCGAAGACUAACGAUUCGGUGCAAAUCGGAACAAAAAUGCUCCGAAAGAAUUCGUUCGAUAAGACGGCAUCCAGUGCGGAUUCUAGUCGGUCGAAUACACCAACUAAUUCGCCUCGAAAACAGGACGAAAGAAACUUUUUGAAAAAGGCCAGAAGUCUUAGCCGUGGCAACAGUGAGACGAAAGCGGCAAGCGACGACAAUUCGAGUUGCAAAUCAAGUGCGUCGACAAAGGGUCGCGAAGAAAAUGAUGGGAUCGAAUUUUUUCAACAGCAUUCGACCAUUGAUUGCGAUAAGAAUGGUUUCAUUCGAAUGAAUGAUUUAGCGCAAUUCAAAUUGAAUGACAAUACAACGUUCUUCAAUUUAAACGUUUUCGGACGGUCCAACGAGGAAACAGUAUUACUUGGAUACUUAAACAUCCCUAUUCUCAAUCUACUAGCCGAAUGUAAUGACUCAAAUCUGGGAUAUUUUGUUAAGCAAUAUUCCUUGAUGCCUCCAGAUGCACAUAAUCUUUCUAAUCACUCGUUAUCAUCUCAAUCUGGAUUCGACCAAAAUUUGUGUUUUGGGGAUGUUCUUUUAUCAUUCACCUGGUCAGGAUACAAUCAGUCAUCAGAGAGUGCCAAAAAAAUUAAGUCACCACGAUCAUCCACCGAUAAAUUAGACGAGGAUAAAAAUGACGGUGCAACCACAUCUAAGCAGCAUGAUUUCAUCCGAACACAUUUUCAACGUUCAACGCAAUGUGAUUUCUGUGGCAAAAAGAUUUGGCUUAAAGAUGCGGUGCAGUGUCAGAACUGUUCCAUGUGCUGCCACAAAAAAUGCAUAAACAAAUGCCAAAAUUCCACAAUAUGCGGUCCCGUUGAAGCGACAGCAAAUCUGCAACCGCAGGUCGAAUUUAAGGUUACCGAUGCAGAUGUGAACGACGACGAACUGGAGGAAUCGGAUGAACCUCGACCGAUUUUAGAGCAACACCGACAGAGUUUCAGUGAAAUGAUCAGCCAGGGAAUAAAACGGGUCAAUUCGGCAAAUAAUCUAGCUAUUCCAGGCAUAGUGGCCGCUAUGAAUCAAGGAAGUAAGAGUCUACCACCGAGUCCACAACAUACUCCCAGAAAACAAUCUCUUGUUAAUCAAAGCACAAACCCAUUUGGAGUAGUGGCACAGAAAUUAGAACUCUUGCCAGAUGACAUGGCUGACAUAACUAGAGAACAUAUCAACGGCGUCACCGAACCCUUGAUUAGCUUUGGAGGUCCUGAUGAAUUGAUGGGAUUAGCUAAAUCGUCUAGUAGAACUUUGUAUGCUGAUCUAGAGCCUACCGACCGACUUGCUAAAAUCAAUAGUUUGCUCUCGAAAUUGCGUAUUGCAUUGGAUAGCGAAACGACGUCUCAUGCCAAUCUGACUUCAUCACUUCAUGAUCUUAAUAAAAUUCCAGAAAAAACUCAACACGUCGAAACCGUUCGGGCCCCGGCCGACUCGCAUCUACUAUUGCAGACAAAAGGACCAUCGGUUGAAUCUACGAAACGAACGCCGAAAGAGAUACAAGACAGCACCAAGAAAGCUUUUCUUAUCGGCCAGUCAGAGGAAAGAGUGCAAGCACUAAGUGUUAUUAUGUUGUAUUUGUGCACCGGCUUGCAGUAUGCCCAGGGUGUUGCUAAUCAAUGAACUAUUUGAUGAUGAUUUUUGAAAUAAAAAAAAAAGAUUUGUUGUUUAUUUCCGAUUUA
This is a messenger RNA of Bradysia coprophila, 3228 nucleotides long. RefSeq names its product PDZ domain containing 8 (gene Pdzd8). Gene Ontology annotation, molecular function: protein binding; lipid binding. NCBI's taxonomy places the organism in Eukaryota, Metazoa, Arthropoda, Insecta, Diptera, Sciaridae. Gene Ontology annotation, cellular component: mitochondria-associated endoplasmic reticulum membrane contact site. Gene Ontology annotation, biological process: mitochondrial calcium ion homeostasis. The record is from RefSeq and is a predicted model, not a curated record.